Molecule: messenger RNA, 2056 nt
Organism: Drosophila takahashii
Lineage: Eukaryota; Metazoa; Arthropoda; Insecta; Diptera; Drosophilidae
Gene: Frmd5
Product: FERM domain containing
Cellular component (GO): cytoskeleton
Molecular function (GO): cytoskeletal protein binding
Source: RefSeq, a predicted model, not a curated record
AUUGUUAGUAGCCUCCCCACACGAAAAACACCCCUAACGGGAACAACUAAAGGACGGCAAAGGACACGGGCAUAGCCGAAAUAUUUGGAUGGAAAAAUAACGAAUAAAAUGUCUAGCAGUCAGAAUAUCGCUUUAAAAUAAACUCCCUAACUUAAUCCGCCCAAUUCAGUGACUUUUGCAAUAGCAAAAGUAGACAUAAAAGUGUAACAGUUUAUUCAUUCCAAUCAACAAAAUGUUCAGGAGCAAAAAUGAGGGGAAUAUUGUGUACAAAUGCACAGUGCGACUCCUCGACGAUUCCGACGUCCUAGAAUGUGAAUUUCAGCCGUUCCAUAAAGGUAUUUACCUACUGGAGUACUUGUGUGGUGAGUUGGAGAUAAAAGAGAAGGAUUACUUCGGCUUGCGAUAUGUUGACUCCGCAAAACAAAGGCACUGGCUCGACCUGUCCAAGUCCAUAAUAAAGCAAUGUAAAGAAAUGGAUCCAUUAUUAUUUUCGCUGCGAGUGAAGUUCUACCCAGCGGAUCCAUUUCGACUGACUGGAAAUGCACGGAUUAUGCUAUACCAGCAAUUAAAAAGGGACCUUCGACAUGGUCGUUUGUAUUGCUCCUUGGGCGAAGCGGCAGCAUUGGGUGCUCUAAUUGUUCAAGAAGAGCUUGGCGACUAUAACGAAGAUGUCCAUAUAGGAGGUUAUGUAUCUUCCAUAGAAUUAGCCCUACGGCAGACGGAGUAUCUGGAAAAGAAGAUAAUAGAGCUGCAUAAAAAGCGGGAGCCUGGACAGGAUCUCUCCUUGGCAAUGGACGAGUUCCUGGGCAUAGCACGCGGCUUGGAAACCUACGGCAUUGAUCCGCAUCCAGUGAAGGAUCACCGCGGAUCGCAGCAGUAUAUUGGAAUAAAUAACUCGGGUAUUAGCACGUUCGUUACCGGCAAACGAUCUCAACACUUUCGCUGGAACGAAAUACAUAAAAUCAAUUUUGAAGGCAAAAUGUUUAUAGCGCAUCUUAGUUAUACCGACGCAAGCCGUGAGCCGAAAAAACACACAGUGGGCUUCAAGUGUCCUACCGGCGCCGCUUGUCGAUAUUUGUGGAGAUGUGCCAUCGAACAAAUGCUGUUCUUUACAUUGCCCAAUAGCCAAAGUGCUGCUGUGAUUUCAGGCGGAGGAUUUUUCUCCUGGGGUACAAAAUUCCGAUACACUGGAAGAACUGAGCGCGAAAUUUUGACUGAAAAUAUAAAUGCAUUGCGGGAACAAAAAAUAAAUAACUCAAACUCAAGCAAGCGAAAGGCGAGCAGUGUGCCAGCCACGCCCUCCAGCCCACAAGGCGAUUUAGCACAAAUACGAUACAGCAGUUUACCGAGAUCAACGAUGUCGGAGCCCCUGGGCUAUGGGAUGCCAAAUGGCCACUUCUACGGGCAGGACCACGGAAUGAGUGAGGUCAAUGGGGGUAUCCAGAUCUCCAGCCUGGAGCCCGUGUGCGAGGAGGCUCGGCUGAGGUCGUCGAACAUCGAGGGCGUCAACUACUUGGCGACCCAGAUCGGGGGCUACACAUACCGGGAUUCCGUCGAACAUUCUUCCACUGAGAGCGGCCUGACUGUGAAUGGCUACGACCAUCCGAGGAAGCACAACGACUCGAAGCAACACGGAUCCUACUCCCCCAAUCUGUACUACGGACAGUCCGAUGCCUUGAACUCCAGUUCGCCUGCCGACAACUUUCUGCAUUCGACUGAUCCGAAUCGUAAAGUGAAGAAGUUUCGCAAAUUCCACCUACUACACGCCUUUGUGCCGUCCGUCAUCUUUGUGGCUUUUGCGAUGGCCGGAACGGCUGUGUUUAUUAUGGAAUCCGAGUCGGAGGCCUUUGAGCAAUUGCGCAAUUCCCCCGAAAUGCUCUGUUUGCGCUAUCAGUACUAUCAGCCUUUGAAAGAGUUCGUUUUGGAAAAGCUCGGCGGUCGGAGAAAAUAAGAGUUUUUAAUUAUGUAGACGCAUGUUUAAUUCCACUAGCAACUGCUGUAUCGGGUAUUUUAAGUGAAUUCUCUAUUAUUACGCAAUAAUGAUUCCAUAUUUAAU